UUCAAACAAAUGAAUCAAUUUACCCUAUUCCUCCUGACUCUUGAGUUAAGCAGGUAGUUAGUUAUGGCAUCUUCAGCGAUCUCGCGACUAAACACUCUCCGGCGACACUUGGAUUCGGUUGACACAAUCAAAGUGAAGGGAUGCCAUAUCCUCAAAAUUUGGAAACCGCAAAAGAGGUAGAAGCUAUUGUGAGAGAGAACGGUGCAGUUCCUGCAACUAUUGCAAUUUUAGAUGGCACGCCUUGUGUAGGUUUAAGUAUGGAAGAACUUGAAAGGCUGGCUACUUUGGGAACCAAAGCUCAGAAAACAGCUCGAAGGGACAUUGCACAUGUUGUGGCUAGUGGUGGAAAUGGUGCUACUACUGUUUCUGCAACAAUGUUUUUCGCUUCUAUGGUUCAUAUUCCCGUCUUUGUGACUGGGGGGAUUGGGGGAGUGCACAGACAUGGGGAAUAUACUAUGGACAUAUCUUCAGAUCUCACUGAGCUUGGAAGAACACCAGUAGCAGUUAUAUGUGCUGGUGUAAAAUCAAUAUUAGAUAUUCCCAGGACCCUUGAAUAUCUGGAAACACGGGGAGUUUGUGUUGCUGCUUACAAGACCAAUGAGUUUCCUGCAUUUUUCACAGAAUCAAGUGGCUGCAAGGUUUCAUGUCGGGUAGAUACCCCUGAAGACUGUGCUCGCUUAAUAGAAGCAAACAUCAAACUCAAGCUUGGAACUGGAAUUUUGAUAGCAGUCCCUAUUCCUCGGGAGCAGUCAACUUCUGGACACAUAAUUGAAUCUGCCAUUCAAAAAGCCCUUAAAGAAGCUAGGGAAAAAAAUAUAACUGGAAAUGCUGAGACUCCUUUCUUGCUUGCUAGAGUAAAUGACCUGACUGGAGGUGCCUCACUUGCUGCAAACAUUGCUCUUGUGAAGAAUAAUGCUCUAGUUGGAGCUAAAGUUGCUGCAGCUCUUGCUCAGCUUAGAGAAAAUUGUUAAGGUGAGCUUAUACUUUCUUGAUCUGUGUUUUUGAUCAGUUCAGCUUAGUAUAUGAAUGACAAUGAUCCUUAUCUUUGUAACUGCUAGUGUUCCUUAACAUGUUCCUCAAAAGGUUUCUCUGGUGUCAAAUGAUAUUUGUAUCUCAGUAUCUUCUCUAAGUAAGUUAGAUUUGCUUUAAUGAGAUAAGUAUGUAAGGUAGAAAUUUAUCCUAUUGUAGAUCGCGAAUUAACUUGCAGUUGCAGGAAGCAUGUUAUAUGGAGUUUUUUUUUUUCCUAUAUCAAAAAGAUAUUUCUACUUGAGAUAGAUCAUGAGAGAAACCAGUUCUGCGGUUCGAGUAGAAAAAAUAGUUUUUGCUGUCGCAUAAUAUUUGGAAUUCUGGAAAGGACAAUGUCUUGAUUAUGAUCUUCACUCCUACCUAAUUCAUACACUUGUUUGUUUGACUCUCCUCUUUGAGGUCCAUCAUUAUAUAAUAUGUAUGCAGCUUUAUUUUGAACAAUCACUUGCGUCUCUCUACAUUAUAGGAUGCAUAAUUGAAUUACGAUAGU
This is a messenger RNA of Gastrolobium bilobum, 1516 nucleotides long. RefSeq names its product pseudouridine-5'-phosphate glycosidase. NCBI's taxonomy places the organism in Eukaryota, Viridiplantae, Streptophyta, Magnoliopsida, Fabales, Fabaceae. The transcript has 11 exons. Bases 141 to 971 code for a protein of 276 amino acids. The record is from RefSeq and is a predicted model, not a curated record. Gene Ontology annotation, molecular function: pseudouridylate synthase activity.